AUGGAAAAAGCAGAAGAAGACCUGAACAGCUCUGUCCCUUUCUCCCAGGACCAGAAAGAGCCGAUUCAGCCCUGCAAGAGAAAGCUUCGCUUUGAGAACUCUUUGGACGACCUGUCCACUGCGGGUCGCAACUUACCAGACCCCGUUGCAGAUAUGCUGCGCGCACUGCAAGACCAUGGAAAGGAGCUGGACGAGCACUACUUCCAAGACUGCGUGUUUGAAGGCUGGUUGAACAAGGAUGAAGUCUACAACACCGUCAAGACCAGUUUGUUGAACUCUUACAGCCGGACAGACACGCACCGCCAGCUUGCCACAGACCUCAACCUCGACCUUCGCUUCAUGGUGCCCGCGCCCAUGGCUGCAGCAGUGCAGACCGUAGCCAAGCGUCGUGGCCUCGCGGCAGAAGCCUUGCUAGCAGUCAUAGAUGCCAACGUAGGCUUUAUGGAGGCCCCAAGCACCACGCUGACUCAUCAGCUCGACAGCAUGCACGACAUCUCCCCAGGCAGCCCCGUUCUUGUCGGCAGCGCAAGCUCCACGCGUAAAAGCCAUCUCAUCAAGGCCAGCGAUGAUUGGAUGCUGAAAUCCAAAGAGGCGCCUGAGAUUUUCAAGGAUCGCACAAUUCUGAACACGGAUUCAACUACCAAAGGGAUUCGGAACUGCCUGGAGCAGCAUGGCAGAUGCGCGGUGUCCUCAGACGAGGCAGCCAACACCUUUGACACGAAAUUCAGCGACAGGGAGAGCGGCUUGCAUUUUCUGCCUCCGACCAAGCUGAACACUUGGACCCAGGGCGAGUACGAUGGGCCUUUAACAGGGCAGAGCAAGCAAGUCCUGGGCGACUACAAUUUCAUGCUGAAGGUGGCCGGGCAGACGGAGGUGUGCGAAUGCAUCUUGACCCCUAAGGUGCAUGGCUUCCAAAAGAGAAUCAAGCACAUUUGGAGCGUAGCCACGCUGCAUACGGAUGACAACCAGUGCAGCAAGUACAGUGAAAAUUUGAUCCAAGAGUAUCAUGACUGGAUGCUGCGAACGUUCACAACUCCCGCGCUGGCUCAGAGAUUGACCCUGGACGGCUACGCUCUCAGUGUCUACCGAGCAGCAAAGGAGGCACUCGUGGACGCCAUGAAGGAGAUGCCCAGGAUGCCGCUUGCCUGGCAGAGCAAGCUGCAGUUCUUCCACAGCGAUGUGCUGCGAGAGACACACAAGGUGAUGAGGGCCUGUCAGUUUCUGAACAGUAAGUUCGGCAAUUCGGAUGCAGAUAGAGUCGCUGCUGCCGUGGACGAGAUCACGGUGGGCCUCAUGCGUUGGCUUCGACAGGUGCAGUUGCACUUCGGCUUCUACCGCUAUACGCAGCGCAAGCAGAAGAAAGAGCCAGGACGCAAUGAAAUCCACGACGCCGUCCUGGCCGACCCCAAGGACCAGGAAGAAGAGGAGCUGCAGAAACCAGAAGACGAGCUCAUGAGGCUCAUACUCGAGAAAGCGCCCAAGCACCAAGUUUUCACGGCUGCAACAGUCCGUGAAUGGUUUCGAAACAAGCGCGAUGCUUGGUUCCGGAAUGGCUUGGCGGACAAGAUCUCAACAGCCAUUGACCAUCUCACGACACACAACUUGCUGCAGCAGCCCAACAGCCAUGCCGAACAGAAAGAGCCAGAACUUUCGCAGCCGGCCGAAGAGGCCAUGCCCGAUGCAGAGAAAACAGGGUCAAGUUCGAAGAAAGGCAGCGCCAAGAAACCUGCAAGGCGUGCAAAGAAGGCGGUACGCGGACGCAAAACCGUGGCGGUCAAGAAACGCACGCUAGCGGAUAUUAUGCAAGACGAGAUCGCCGACCAGGAGCGCAAGAGACUGAAAGUGAACUCAUGCGAGUUUGCCUGA
Symbiodinium natans is the source of this 1866-nucleotide messenger RNA. NCBI's taxonomy places the organism in Eukaryota, Dinophyceae, Suessiales, Symbiodiniaceae. The record is from the annotation of a GenBank genome assembly.